GAGAGCGCACGGUGAGAUAUAUAUACCGACUAUAUUUGGGAGCUCUGAACGCGGUUUCCUUCACUCACACAAUUGGUCCAGGAUCAGUAUUUAUUAGGUAGGAGGCGCUCCUGCCAGACACUCUUUGUUCAUGACUCUGGAAGUUCACUCGAGGGAAAAGCGCACCGACGUUUGACAUCGCUUCAGGAGCAAGUGCAGCAACACAGAAGAAAACUACAACUCAAUACGAGCCGUGACACUUGGAAAUGGCUUUACCUUGCCUUUUGCCUUCGAUUUCAACGUUUGCACACCACAAGGACAAAUUUUGGGAGGAUAGGUGGAGAAGUGAGGAGGACAAACCGGUGAUGGGCAGCUGCCCUCCGCUCAACGUGGCACAGAACAUGGACACAUGUCGUGUCCGCAAGGACGACGAGGAUCUGAGCAAUUAUCUGGACCUGGAGUUUAUCCUGGCCAACACAACAGGACCUCUCGAGGCAGGAGCCGAAUACGUGUCUCACGCGGAGCCAUGUGGCCUGUACUCGACGGGAGCGUACGCGUCUCCGGAUCCCCCUCCGUACGGGAACAGCCUCAUGGCCGAGCUUCUGAGAUCCGACAUGGACAACACCUACGACGGCACGUUUCAGGGAAGAUUCGUCAUCAACUCCACUGGGUUCCCCAGACAGGACUUUGUUGAUAUCAAAGUGGAGCCGCCGAUGGACGGUUACGGGCCGGUGAUGGGAAUGGUGCCGCAAAGCUGCCAAAAAAUCAAACAAGAGGGCAACAUUUCAUGCAUGAUGUCUUUCGAGCAACCCAGACUGGCCGUUUCUCCGCAGGCGACGGGGAAUAUGACGCCCCCGUUGAGUCCGGAAGACUCCCACCUGAGGCAAUCCGUGUUUCCUCAGGGUUACCAUCACUCGCCGGCGCCCUACGCUCAAAUGCAACUCCCCUACACGGCGCCGCACCAGUUCGGCAUGUUCGACGAGCCCAUCGGGAUGCAACCCAACAUGCAACGGGCUCUCCUGACCCCGCCAUCCUCCCCGCUGGAGCUGCUGGAGUCCAAACCCAAGCGAGGGCGACGCACCUGGCCGAGGAAGCGCACCGCGACACACACCUGCACCUUCGCCGGCUGCGGGAAGACGUACACCAAGAGCUCGCAUCUGAAGGCACAUCACCGAACACACACCGGUGAGAAACCGUACCACUGCAACUGGGAGGGAUGCGGAUGGAAAUUCGCCCGUUCCGAUGAGCUGACGCGUCACUUCCGAAAACACACGGGCCACCGGCCGUUCCAGUGCCAUCUGUGUGAGCGCGCAUUCUCCCGCUCGGACCACCUGGCCCUGCAUAUGAAGAGACACCUGUGAGGACUGGAUCCACAAACACACAACUGCCUUAUUUAAUGACUUUAAGACAAUCGCCUGUUGUCCGUAAAGAUAUAUAUAUCAUCAUACUUUUGUAACAAAGUAGCUGGUACUACAUAGAUUACGCAGAGCUCUUUUUUGAAAGAAAAAAAAGGUCUUUUUGGGUAAAACAAAGUAUCCUGAAGGGCUGGUCCUAUGAAUCUGUGUGUAUGUUUAACAGUGCCUUUCUGAAGCCACGAAGAGUGCAACGCCUGACGACUAGCAAACCUCCAGUGGGAAAUGCACGAUGACAAUGUUUUGCUCUUGAAACUGCCUUGCAACAAACAGAGCUGUGUGUUCAAAUG
Rhinichthys klamathensis goyatoka is the source of this 1681-nucleotide messenger RNA. It is a transcript of the gene klf2b, whose product is annotated as Kruppel like factor 2b. Gene Ontology annotation, molecular function: DNA-binding transcription factor activity, RNA polymerase II-specific; RNA polymerase II cis-regulatory region sequence-specific DNA binding. The coding region runs from base 246 to 1340 and encodes 364 amino acids. NCBI's taxonomy places the organism in Eukaryota, Metazoa, Chordata, Actinopteri, Cypriniformes, Leuciscidae. The record is from RefSeq and is a predicted model, not a curated record. Gene Ontology annotation, biological process: regulation of transcription by RNA polymerase II. The transcript has 3 exons.